AUUAAAAAUAACCCAAUCAAAAGACUGUACGCUCCUUUUGCCAGAGGCCCCAAAACGAUAACUAAAGUUCUAAAACGCCAUCUACAGCACCCGCCACCAAACCCGGCUUCUCACAGGCUUUAUCACAAACAGGUAGUUGCAAUUGCAAUCUCUUCUUAUUCAGCCACAAAAGGAAUAAUCUUAAAGUAAAUUCAGUUUCUGUGUUGUUAUUACUUUUCUUGCCAAAGUUUUUUUUUUCAUGGACUCUCAACAAUCUAACAAUUCCGUGCAAGACAUCUUUGACUCGUCGCUUAAUCUAGAAGAAACUCACUUCAAAGAAGGUUAUGACGAAGGCUACAAUCACGGCCUAACGACUGGGAAAGAAGAAGCCCGACAAGUGGGCCUCAAGUUGGGCUUUGAAACCGGAGAAGAACUCGGAUUUUACAAGGGUUGUGUCGAUGUCUGGAACUCGGCCAUCCGGGUCGACCCCACUCGUUUCUCGACCCGGGUUCAAAAGGGUAUAAAGCAAAUGGAGGAGUUGAUUGAAAAAUACCCAGUUAUGGAUCCGGAGAAUGAGAGUAUUCAAGAGAUAAUGGAGGCUUUAAGGCUCAAAUUUAGGGUCAUUCGCGCUGCUUUAGGGGUGAAUUCGUGGCAAGCAGGAAGAAAGAGAAAAAUGUUAAAGUUGAUGCUUGCUUGCUGCAAAGUAUAUAUAUCUGAGAGUCGAAACAAGGCUGCACUGCAAUCAGUUGAACGAGCAGCCAAACUAUUCCCGGAAGCUGCUAUUGUUAACAAAUUUGAAGAUGUGAUUUACAAUAGAGUUGGUUAUACCGUUGUCUCCAAAUUGGUUCCAGAGCUAUCACCAGAUUCAUGUUCUUUGAAGAAUACUGUGUUUGCCAUGGUUAAAGCUGCUUUUGAAAACAUUGACCUGGAGAUGCAUUCUGGAAGUCAUCCUCGGCUUGGAGUGGUUGAUCAUAUAUGUUUUCACGCGUUGGCUUGUGCCUCUUUAGACCAAGCAGCUGGGAUUGCGAAGUCUUUGGCUGCAGAUAUUGGCUCUAGUCUUCAAGUCCCUACCUUUUUGUAUGGAGCUGCACAUGAAGAAGGUAAGACACUUGAUUCAAUCAGAAGAGAACUGGGUUUUUUCAAGCCUAAUUCAGUUGGAAACCAAUGGGUUGGAGGAUCAAUAUCAGAGUCCUUGCCUCUGAAACCAGAUGAGGGUCCACUUGAAGUGAGUCAAACAAAAGGUGUAAUCGUAAUUGGAGCAACCAGGUGGGUUGAUAACUACAACGUCCCUGUGUUCUCUACAAAUGUUGGUGCUGUUCGUACAAUAGCAAAACGAGUAAGUGGUAAAGGAGGUGGACUUCCUUCAGUACAAGCCAUGGCACUGGCACAUGGUGAAGACGUCAUUGAGGUAGCUUGUAAUUUGUUGGAACCAAGUAAAGUAGGAGGAGACAAAGUUCAGCUAGAAGUUGAGAGGCUUGCAGGAGAAGAGGGUAUGGCUGUGGGGAAGGGAUAUUUUACUGAUCUUCCACAAGAGAAAAUAAUUGAAAGUUAUAUGGAACUGACUUCAUCUAUGUAAUAUAUAUAUACAUGAAACAAAUUGCUCCAUGUGUAACAUUUGAGGGUGAAAUUUUAUAAUGAA
Messenger RNA from Pistacia vera, 1618 nucleotides. Its product is annotated as glutamate formimidoyltransferase-like. The coding region runs from base 239 to 1555 and encodes 438 amino acids. Gene Ontology annotation, molecular function: transferase activity; folic acid binding. Lineage: Eukaryota; Viridiplantae; Streptophyta; Magnoliopsida; Sapindales; Anacardiaceae. The transcript has 3 exons. The record is from RefSeq and is a predicted model, not a curated record.